Molecule: messenger RNA, 5181 nt
Organism: Periophthalmus magnuspinnatus
Lineage: Eukaryota; Metazoa; Chordata; Actinopteri; Gobiiformes; Gobiidae
Gene: snx25
Product: sorting nexin 25
Exons: 23
Coding region: 493-3423 (976 amino acids)
Cellular component (GO): intracellular membrane-bounded organelle; early endosome membrane
Molecular function (GO): phosphatidylinositol binding
Source: RefSeq, a predicted model, not a curated record
GCGCACACACGCGCGCGCACACACGCACACACGCGCGCGCGCGCACACACACACACACACACACACACACACACACACACACACACACACACACACACACCGGUCAGCUGGAGCCUGGUUGUUUUCGUGCCUCCAGGAUAAUUUUGUACCUGUCAUUUCUGUCAUCACGCGGAUCUGUGCAAAUGUGCCGCGGGUUGGAAGAAUUACACGGUCUAUAAAGACAAAAGAAGAUGUAUCGACAUCUUCAGGAAUAAGCGCUGAGUUGUGGAUGACAGCACCCCUGGGGGCCGCAGCAGCUUGUGACGGAUCGAGUCGAUGCAAGGAGCGGUGGGCACAUAGCGCUCAGCGCGAUGUCAGAGCGGGUAUGCCUCUGUCUGGGGACGGCGUGCUAGUCCCUUGUACACGCGAAUGGUCCUUCUACCUCUUUGACGCUGCUUGCACGCUCGGAAGUCCACAGAGCACGGGGACAUUUAUGGAUGGUGGGGUCGCAGCAUGCACACGCCCCCAGCCACCAUCACAGCCAGAGCGCCGCCUGGAGGAGAGCAGCAGCCGUGCCCCAUGCCUCCCAGUUCGGCGGCCUUGUCCCUGGGCUCUUCGAUCCGUCUGGUCCCUGCGUUUGCUCUGGGAGUGGGGGUGGCUGUAGCUGUGCAACUGCUUUGGGGAGGACUCACUCUCACCUCCUUCUUCCUCAAACUCUUUGUCUACGUAUCCUUCGCACUGCUUUGCUUUUUGGCAGGUAGCUUUGUGUUGUUAACCCGAAAAAGUCCUCUCAAAGUCAGCCGUUUCAACAGACACAUGAGGCAGUCCUGUGUACGCCAGGACUUCUUCAGCAAGCUCAUGGGGUGUUUUGUAAUGCCAGUGCCAGACCCGAGCCAAAGUAGAAGAGUGGUGGUGUCACACAAUGUGGACAAGUCGCUCAAAGAAGUAUUUGACUACGCGUACAGAGACUACAUCGUCUCCUGGUACGUGCCUCUGAGCCAAGAUGAAGGCCAGCUGUACUCCAUGCUGUCUGAGGACUGGUGGCAGAUGAUUGGCCAGCUCCGAAGUAGACUGGCUCAUAUUGACGUGGUCAAUGUGGUCUGCUACGACUCUAUACGAAUACUACACACUCACUUCACAGACCUUAAGGCUGCCUCAGCAAGGCCAGAGGAGUACGCGCGGCCCUUCCCUCUCCAUCCCUGCCUGGUGAGUCCGGAAGCGGAGCUCUCCUUUCUCCGAUGUGUGGCCCGGAUCCUGCUCCUCUGUCUGCUGCCCCAAAAGGACGCCAAAUCUCACACGCUACGUUGCUGCCUCACUGAAGUCAUCACCAACAAAGUGCUGAAGCCUCUAGUGGAGGUGCUGAGUGACCCAGACUCGAUAAACCGCAUGCUCCUGUCUCAGCUCGAGCAAAGGGAACAACAGGCUGAGCAGCAGAAGAAGGCCUACACCUAUGCGGCCUCCUACGAAGACUUCAUCAAACUCAUCUCCACCUCUGCCGAUGUCAACUUCCUCAAACAACUCAGGUAUCAGAUUGUGGUAGAAAUUAUUCAUGCCACCACCAUCAGCAGCCUGCCUCAGCUCAAGAAGCAGAAAGAUCGUAAAGGAAAAGAGUUGGCUGCAAUGAAGGCCGACCUGCUAAGAGCCCGAGAUAUGAAGCGCUACAUAAACCAGCUCACAGUGGCCAAGAAACAGUGUGAGAAACGCAUACGUCUUCUGGGAGGACCAAACUAUGAGAACUGUGCAGAGGGAGGAGGAGAGGAGAGCGACGAGCCACAGAGCCAGAAGAUCCUGCAGUUUGAGGACAUCCUGUAUAACGCAGGGUACAGGGAGCACUUCAGAGUUUAUAUGGAGCGAGUGGAUAAGAGAGCGCUCAUUAGCUUCUGGGAACUCGUUGAGACGCUCAAAACAGCAAACAAGAGUGAAGUGCCACAGAUCGUGGGAGAGAUCUAUCAGAAGUUCUUUGUGGAGAGCAGAGAGAUCCCAGUGGAGAAGGGUCUUUUGAAGGAGAUCCAACAAAGUCUGGUAGGAAACAGGGGAACGCAAGUGUUCAUCAGGAUCCAGGAACAGGUGACAGAGACAAUGAGAGCGAGGUACUACCCCUCGUUCCUGGUGUCAGAACUUUAUGACAAACUGAUUCGACGAGAUGACCAACCCAACCAGAGCCAGAGCAGCAUUGAGGAGAAGGAGGAGGAGUGCCCUGGUCUAGACCCAGGAGAGGAGGUGGGGGAUGAGGGGAGUAAAGGCAUAAACGAACAGGCGAAUUACGCAGCAACUAAACUCCGGCAGCUCUUCGACAAGCUGGAAUACAAGAGACAGGCACUGGGGUCCAUCCAGAAUGCACCCAAACCAGACAAGAAGAUUGUGAGUAAACUUAAGGAGGAGAUUGGGGCCAUGGAGAAGGAGCACAGUGAGCUGCAGCAGCACAUCAGCCGCACAGACUGGUGGUGUGAGAACCUGGGCCACUGGAGAGCCACCAUCACCAACGCAGAGGCAGCAGAGGAGGGUGGAGAGACUGUGGCCUGUUACAGUGUGUGUGUAAGUCUGACUGAAGGAGACGAGACCAACAACAGCAGAUGGACUGUCCAGAGAAAACUGACUGAGUUUCAAAUACUGCACAGAAAACUCACCGAGUGCUUUCCAUCAUUAAAGAAACUCCAGUUGCCAUCUUUAAGCAAACUUCCUUUCAAAUCCAUCGACCAAAAAUUUUUAGAGAAGAGCAAAACUCAGCUCAAUGCCUUUCUACAGCGUCUGUUGACAGAUGAGCGGCUGUGCCAGUCUGAAGCUCUCUAUGCGUUUCUCAGUCCUUCUCCAGAGCAUCUCAAGGUCAUGUCCAUUCAGAAGAAAUCCUCUUUUUCUUUGGCCUCGUUCCUGGAGAGAUUUCCCGGGGACUUCUUCUCCCACACAGAUGAAGAUGGAGAUGGAGACGACAGUGAUUUAUCAGAUUAUGGGGAAGAGCCUGACGGGAGGCGGGAUGCAUUGGCUGAGCCCUGUUUCGCGCUCAUUGGAGAGAUAUUUGAACUCAGAGGAAUGUUUAAGUGGGUGAGAAAAACACUUAUUGCACUAGUUCAGGUGACAUUUGGGCGCACCAUCAACAAACAGAUCCGGGACACUGUAAACUGGAUUUUCUCUGAGCAGAUGUUGGUAUGUUACAUCGGUGUAUUCAAGGACACGUUUUGGCCGAACGGAAAGUUGGCACCGCACGUCAAAGAUCGGACAGAGUCUGAACGCAACGAGACGAAGGAGAGAGCUCAGCAGAAACUACUGGACAAUAUACCAGAUGCUUUAACAAACCUUGUUGGUCAGCAGAAUGCUCGAUAUGGGAUCAUAAAGAUUUUUAACACCCUCCAGGAGGCGAGUGCCAACAAACAUCUACUCUACGUAAUGAUGGAAAUGUUACUAAAGGAGCUGUGUCCAGAGCUCAGUGCAGAGGUGGACAGCAUCUGAACCAGAAUCUGGGACCAGAGUCUGAACUAGAAUAUGGGACUGGAGUAUGGGCCUGGAAUCUGGACCAAAAUUUGAACUGGUAUCUGGACUCAGGAGUCAGAGCAUUUAGGCCUUUCUGUAGCGACCAAUCAAACUGCCACGAUUGACCAGGAUUGAACCCUCCAACAGUGAGAAGAGAGGAAAGCUUUAGUCCAAUUCUGUUAAUGAAUUACAAAACAGGGAAUUACAUUUGUGGUACAGACCUGAACAUUGUCAUCGAAACAUAACCCAGGACACUAUUUUAAAGGUGCACAUCAAGACACACCUCACCUCCUCUCUAUCCAUGGGCUUCAGAAUGUUGAGAAUCUAGGACCUUUGGUAUAGCGGUUAACAUUUUAAAACAAAAUAUUAUUUCUCUUGGAUGGGAAAAAGUCCUCAAAAUGUUGCACGGAAUAGGAAGCUGAAAACCAUGAAUAUACACGAGAUAAUGAACUAAAACCUAGGUGUGAAUACAUGGAAUAACAAUUAUUAAUUGUGCCUUUACUGUGGUUUCCUCUUUCUUACUAGAACAAAUUUCAUUAAAAAGUCACUUCUACCUUAAUCUUGUAGCACUGUAUUAACUCAUCUGUACCACAAAUGGAGGCGCUGUACCUGAUUUUUACUGUCUUAAAAACGUGAAAAACAGAACUAGUUCAUUUUAAACGGUUUGCAGAGGUCCAAAGUUAUUCCUCCCUACCUUAUGCAUUCUGUGCGUCCUAAUUAUUCACAAUGAGUUUUUCACAACUUUCACAGAGCAGAGCGGAAUUUUGAGGUUAUGCUAACAACAACUAACAUGCUAACAAGCACAUCCUGAUUAUUAGACAAUAGAACACAUGCAGACAGUACACAUCAAAAUUCAUCAAAGUCAAGAGCUGCUUAUACAGUAUAUCUGUACUGGGGACAAAUUUAACUAAAAAAAAAUGGUGGAAAAAAUUAAAUUGCCUUUCCAAUACAACUCUGUGUAGUCUGUUUAUAAGAGGUAAUAAUAACUUGACUAAUAUAAAGCUCCCAUAUUCUGCUGAAAAUGCCUUGCCUUUUUGUAGAUGUAUGUAGUAUGUAGUAUGUAGAAUGUAAUUUUCUCCUGAAAAUGUAGAUUUUUUUUUUCUUUUCACUCAAAAGUUAUAUUCUUUAUCAACAAUUGAAAACACAAUGUCUGAGUAUGGCAGUCUUCUACAUUAAUUAAUUCAAAGUGCACUGUGCAACAUUGCUUUGCCUGGAAUGUUCCACAGUUUGUCAUUCAUUGUAAUGAUCUUGCAUUUAUUCAAUUAUGGGUGUUUUGAUAGCUUAAAAAUACCUUGUAAACCAUAAAUUCUUAAUGUCAGCGAAUACACCUUUCCACAGUUCUCACCUGGAACUUGGGUUUUUUGCAUCAAAGACUUCUCUAAAUUAAUAACAUCUUCAUAGAGACAUAGAUAGAAAAUUGAUGUAACAUUCCAGACAAAGCAAUAAUAUUCUUCCACGAGAAAAGUUACACAGUGCAUCUUUACGUUAACAAGGAAUACAAACCAUAAACUCUUUAAAAGCCUGAUAUGGGAGCUUUAUUUCCUUGGUUACCUUUGGGGCUGGCUCCUGUCUGCCUCCUUCAAAAUCUGAGCUGUAUUCUGUAAUUCUCGUUUAAAAGCGUAUCAUUGUGCAAUAUUCUGUCAUGUGAAAGUCAUGUGAUGAUUUAUUUAUGAUUGUUUGAUAGAUUUUAUUUUUACCAAAAAAUGUUUAGAAACGUUUAUAUAAGCAAUAAAUUGU